This is a messenger RNA of Rosa chinensis, 3140 nucleotides long. Its product is annotated as protein FAR1-RELATED SEQUENCE 2. Gene Ontology annotation, molecular function: zinc ion binding. Lineage: Eukaryota; Viridiplantae; Streptophyta; Magnoliopsida; Rosales; Rosaceae. The transcript has 9 exons. The coding region runs from base 233 to 2683 and encodes 816 amino acids. The record is from RefSeq and is a predicted model, not a curated record. Gene Ontology annotation, biological process: regulation of DNA-templated transcription.
UUAAAACCUCUCAAGUCAGUGGCAGCGCGUAAAAUCGACGCGCGAAGGCACACUCUUUGUUCAGGGAGCUUCAUUUCUCGUCUGUCUGGUUUUCUGGGCAAAACUGAAUCAAAACAAAAGCAAAAUUGAAAUACCCAAAUCUCAUAUCUGACUGGACAUGUUGAUUUGCUCAUCUUUUUCUGGUAAAGAUUGAUAAACUGAGCUUUUGUAUUGAAUUUGCAUAGCUUGUUCUAUGGAGAUAGAUCUUGAACUGCCCUCAUGUGAGCAGGGCAAGUUAGAGACUAGGUUGGAUAAAGAUGUUAAUAUUGUGGAGACAAAUGUUGAGAAGAAGAGUGAGCAUGUUAAAGAAGCUCAUGGAUUGAGAACAAACGAGAGUGUUUCCGGAGUUGAGGAUCAAGAUGAUGCAAACAAUGUUGAAGUUAGAGUAGUUGAUAAGGGGGUUGUUAAUACUGUGGAUGCCACAGAUGAGAUGAAUGUUGAGAAGAGCGGUGAGGCUGUUGGGGAAGCUCGUGGGUCGAGUGCAAACAAAAGUGCUUCUGAUUUUCAGGGGCAAGAUGAUGUGAACAAUGUUGUGGCGAAUGUAGUUGAUAAGGGGUUCGUUGUUCGUGAGCCUGAAAAUGGUUUGGAGUUUGAGACUAAGGAAGAUGCUUAUUCCUACUACAGAGAAUAUGCUCGCUCGGUGGGGUUUGGAGUCACAAUUAUAGCCAGUCGGCGCUCUAAAAAAACUGGCAAAUUCAUUGACAUAAAGCUUGCAUGUUCUAGAUAUCGAAAGCAGGAAGAUGGCGAUACAGAAAAUCGAAGAAUCCAACUAUUGAGCACAGGCUGCAAAGCUGGCUUGCAAAUGAAGAAGCGAGAGAAUGAAAAAUGGUAUAUACAUAGUUUUGUGAAGGAGCAUAACCAUGAGAUGGGGGAUGGUUUUAUUAAUGCUUUAGGGGGAAGAAACAAGAGACCUGCAACUGUUGCUUGUCAGAAGAAGGGUCUGCAGUUCACUUUAGAUAAGGAAGAUGUCCAAGUAAUGUUUGAACAGUUGAUGUGUAUGCAGGACGAGAAUCCCAACUUCUUCUAUGCCAUAGAGUUUGACAAUGACAAACGAUUGAGAAGUGUGUUUUGGGUUGAUGCAAACGGUAGGCGUGAUUAUAACAGUUUCUGUGAUGUAGUCUUGUUUGAUACUCAUUAUGUUAGAAACAACUAUAAAAUUCCUUUAGUUCCUAUUGUUGGAGUUAAUCAUCACUUUCAGUACAUUUUACUUGGAUGUGCAUUGCUUGGAGAUGAGACUACAGCGGCUUUUGUUUGGUUAAUGCGGACAUGGCUAAAAGCUGUGGGUGGCCAAGCUCCAAGAGUGGUUAUUACUGAUCAAGAGAAAUACUUGAAGGAAGCUGUAGCAGAUGUAUUUACUGAUGCAUGCCAUCGUUUUUGUUUAUGGCAUGUAUUGACUAGGAUUCAUGACAAUGUGGGUUCCAUAAAUGAAGAUGCAAUAUUUCAGGCAAAAUUGAACAAAUGGAUUUACCGGUCUUGGACUGUUCAACAAUUUGAAAAGAGAUGGUGGAAAUUGAUUAACAGAUUUGAACUAAGGGAAAAUGAACGCCUUUGCUUAUUCUCAUUGUAUGAAGAUCGGAAAUACUGGGCUCCAGCUUAUAUGCAGGAUUCGUGUUCAGCUGGAAUGUCAACAGUUGAACGAUCUGGAAGUAUAACUUCAUUUUUUGAUAGGUACAUAUCUCAAGAAGCUAUGGUUAAGGAUUUUAUGGAGCAGUACAAAACAUUUUUGAAAGAUAGGUACGACAUGGAAGCAAAUGCUGCUUUUGAAGCACAGAAUAAACAACCUGAAUUAAGAUCACUCUCACCUUUUGAGAAACAAAUGUCAACUAUAUAUACAGAUACAAUAUUUAGAAAAUUUCAAGGCGAGGUUUUGGGAGUAGAUUCUUGUCAUUUGCAUAAGGAAGGUCAAGAUGAAGCAACUGUAAUAUUCCGAGUUGAUGACUUGGAAGAACGGCAGAAUUUCAUUGUAGCGUGGAAUGAACCAGAAUUAAGAGUAUGCUGUUUAUGUCAUUCAUUUGAAUACAAAGGUUUUCUCUGUAGACAUGCACUUCUGGUCCUUCAUAUGUCUGGUGUUUCCAGAAUCCCAUCCCAUUACAUUUUGAAGCGCUGGAUGAAAGAUGCAAGAGUUAGGCACACUGUUAGUGAUGUGUCAAAGAGGCUUAACUACAGGGUGCAGCGGUUCAAUGAUCUGUGUAAAUUAGCCGUUAAAUUGGGUGAGGAGGGGUCUUUGUCUCCAGAAACUUACCAGAUUGCAUUUCAAGCAUUAGACGAAGUACUGAAACAAUGUGUCAAUGUCAACAAUUCUGUAAGGGGGGUUUCAGUACCCAAUCCAUCAUCUAUUCAUGGGUCAAAUGAUCUUGAGGAAGGGAAUCACAGCGGCGGAAUGGCUAAGUUGUCUAAGAAAAAGAAAACGCACAGAAAAAGAAAGGGGCAAACUGAGCCAGAUGGUACACCUAUCAGGUUGCAAGAUAGCUACCAGCAGAUGGAAUUGAUGAACUCCAGAGCACAUAACCUUGAUAGUUGUCACGUUCCUCAGCAGGAAUUGCAAGGGGAACUUGGUUCUAAAGGUCGUGCUCAGGAUAGCUGUUAUGGUGCUCAGCAGAGUGCAAGAAAUGGGACGGUUGGAGUCAGUAUCUCCUAUCUGUGAUGGUUACUAUGGCAAUCAACAGGCAUCACGGGGACAUUUGCAUUCGUUACCAACCCGUGUUGGUCAUUAUGGGACCCAACAGAGUAUGCAAGGAAUGUUUCAGGGGCAACUUGUUUUCAGAGCACCAGCUGUGCAUAGCUCUUUUGACAUAAGGGACACUCUAAAAGAUCUGGAACAGUCUGCAGGAUCCUCACGCUGUCAUGGUACAUCAAAGCAUCCACUCAAUAAGCACUUACCACAGUAGCUGAUAAAGCAAGGGAUCUCAAUUGUAGUUCAAUUGUAAAUAAAGCCUCAUGUUUGUAGAUGGAGAUAUAAAGAAAUCUCCUAUGUAGUAGUAUACCCAAGUUUUUUUGUAUAUAAAUUUACAUAUAAUAGUACUUAUGUCACACCAUCCACAUUUACUAUUGUUCUCUUGCACAAACAUUGUUUGAAAUGGAAAAAGAACGGUUAACAUCAA